AUGAAGGAAUGGUCAAGAGAUGAAGCAAUUUCUCUAACAUGGAUACUACAGAAACCAGUGCCAACAAGUGCAUCAUAUGCUCGAAGGUCGAAGGAAAAACACCCUUAACAUUGAAAUCGUCUAGGGAGAGUCUGGAAAAAGUCAAGAAAUAUGCAACCAACGUGCAUCGUAUGGGGAAACAAACUUAUCCCCUCUCUGUGACAGGAUUGCAAGUCUUACAGAUGAGCAAUACAUUCAGUCUGCAAAUCAUUCUGGAUGCUAUAAAAAUAUCGUCAACAAUGAGAAAUUGAAAAGGGCAGAAAAGAGAUUUAGGGAAUCUUCAUCAUCAUCAAAGUCAGUAGUGCCUCCAAAGAAAGGUCGCCCUUCAAGGUCAGAUUCUCCAUCAUGCAGUAGAGAGGUAACAGGCGAACGGCUACGACGAUCUGUUGGCGCUUCACAGCACAUCAAGUCUUGUGUGUUCCAGUGUUCCCAUCCUAGCACAGGCGAACUACAUCGAGUCGAAAGUGAGUCUAUGGGCAUCAGGUUUUUGUUGAUUAAAUCAAGAACACAAGAUGAGAAUGUUAGGGUAGCUUUAGCCAAUGUUAAUGAACCUUCUGACUGCGCUGCAUUUGAUUUAAUGUAUCACAGGAAUUGUCUUAGAGAACACGAACGAAAGUUGCAACAAUCCAUUUCAAACUGGGAUAUACAGUCCAAGUCCAACAUUGGCAAAUAUAUCGCUGACGUUGACAUCCUGAAUGCUGUCAAAUGUUCCCUUGCUUCAGGUUCUACUCUAACAAUGAAUGAAAUUGAUGAAGAAUAUGUUUCCAUACUUACUGAAAAUGAGGUAGAUCCAGGUUCCAGCCAUCAUAAAAAGCAUCUGAAAAGCAUUAUCCAUCAAAACAUUGAAGAUGUUAAAUUUGUCAAGUCACAUAGAUCCAAUGAAAGUGACAAUGUAGUCAGCGAAAAGCUACUUGGAGUGGCUGUUAACAACCUCCGAGAGCAACAAAAUGAAGAAGAUGACAUCAAAUGCGUCGCAAAGACAGCUGCUAUAUUGAGAAAUGAGCUCAAAGACAUACUCACUGGAAAUUUACAGGAUCCCAGUCCAUGA
This is a messenger RNA of Paramuricea clavata, 1087 nucleotides long. NCBI's taxonomy places the organism in Eukaryota, Metazoa, Cnidaria, Anthozoa, Malacalcyonacea, Plexauridae. The record is from the annotation of a GenBank genome assembly.